Messenger RNA from Cuscuta campestris, 1403 nucleotides. The record is from the annotation of a GenBank genome assembly. Lineage: Eukaryota; Viridiplantae; Streptophyta; Magnoliopsida; Solanales; Convolvulaceae.
AGCCACAUCUUCCACAUACUUGUCUAUUACAUAUGACGCCACGCAUGCUCUCUCUCCCCACUCCAUAGCACAUUCAACGGAGAACCUUUUGCAUCCAAAAGGCCAGCCUUCUGUACUCAAACUCGUUGGAAUUCCGUGAAGAACAAGGAUACGAUCAUAGAUGGCAUCACGAUUGAUCCAUUCUUCUGCCUCUAGAUUUCUUCUCUCCAAGCCAUCGCAUAUGACUGGAUGGAGAAAUGCUUGCUAUUUUUCAAGCGAGUCCAACAAAAUAGAUGACCCUUUUAAAGUUGAGGAAGCUGAAACUGUAAAUUUGCCUCCUAGAGAGAAGAUACUUGUGCUGGGUGGAAAUGGAUUUGUUGGCUCACAUAUGUGCAAAGAAGCCUUGGAGCGUGGCCUAGUCGUUUCUAGCCUUAACAGAACAGGCAGGCCAUCCAUACAAGAGCCAUGGGUAAACAAUGUGUCUUGGCACCAAGGAAACCUUCUCUCAAAUGAUUCCUGGAAAGAAGCACUAAAUGGAGUAGAUUCUGUUAUAUCGUGUGUAGGCGGCUUUGGCUCUAAUUCACACAUGUAUAAGAUCAAUGGAACAGCCAACAUAAAUGCUAUAAGAGCUGCUGCUGAAGAAGGAGUAAAAAGAUUUGUAUACAUUUCGGCUGCUGAUUUUGGCUUUGUGAAUUACCUACUACAAGGUUAUUAUGAGGGAAAGAGAGCUGCCGAAACUGAACUUUUGACCCGAUAUACCUAUGGAGGUGUGAUUUUGAGACCUGGAUUCAUCUAUGGAACUCGUCGUGUCGGGAGCAUGAAAUUGCCCCUUGGUGUAGUUGGUUCUCCUCUUGAAAUGGUUCUCCAACAUGCAAAAUCAUUGAACCAACUUCCUCUUGUGGGCCCUUUGCUCACUCCUCCCGUUAACGUCACUGCGGUGGCAAAAGUAGCCGUCAGAGCAGCUACCGAUACGGUCUUCCCUCCUGGAAUUGUCGAUGUCUAUGGCAUUCUACGUUACAGUCAACAGAAGUCUGUAUAGAAGGAGCUCUUCAUUAAGAGCAAUAAUGGUAACAGUUACCCUCCCACCCUUUUUUUCUUUUUCCAUGUCCCCCCUAGCAGCACAUGCAAUGUUAAUAAGUUGAUUUUUUUUUACUACUACCAGUAUUAUAAGGGGUAACUUUUUAUGGACAUGCAAAGUUAAUGAGUUGAUUUUUUACUACUACCAGAAUAUUGUUCUAUCUAUGUUAUGGUUUUUACUUGAUGGAUAAAAACACUUUUAUAGUACUAAAAUCACACAUGUUAUUAAUGGCCAGUACAUUGCACAAUUCAGGAAGGGGGACAUUGUUGAACCGGGUAAGUGGGAUGUUGCCCUAGUUUGUUGCAUGUUGGGAGCUAAUCCUUCAGUUCAAGUUAAAGGCUUUUUU